AUGCAUGUAUCUUUUUGAAUUAUGGCCUCCUAUACUCAAACAAAAGAUUGGUUUGCAUUAGCAAAACAAAGUCAGCAAACAAUAUCAACCUUUUCAUUACCUUCUUGUGUAUUCCACAACAAAAUUGGAUCACCAGUUAUUUCAUCUGUUUCUGAGAGUUUUAUCUUUGAUGAUGGAGUUCACCCCAGUACGAAAAAUAGCCCAUCUAUAACCACUAGGUUAAUUUCCGAAUUUGAAGAAGAUGUGCCUGUAUCUCUACAAGACACUCGUUCUCAAGCUCUUCUGAGGACAUACCUUGAAAAGCAACAGGAUGUUGAUGAAAGCCUGACAUUGCAUUUUUCAACAUGUGAAGAAUUUUUAAGAUCUUAUAUAAACUUUAUUUUGAGAGUGGCAAUUCAUCAAAUUCUUGGAGCACCACUUAGAGAAAGCCCAGAUUAUAUAAAUUUCAGAAAUGUAACAGAAGUGGUAUUUGAUGAGUGUUUGGGGACUACCUCUGGCAAGAAUGUUUUGCUGAGUGAAACGCGAAAGGAAAAGUUGGAAGACAUGUUAGCACAAGCAGUUUCAAAAACUGAGAGUGUUGGACUAGAAAGCCGGGCUAAUUGGUGUAUUUCUCACAAAACUUAUGACAUUGGCAAUAGAAAGGAGUUCGAAAGAUUUAAGAAAUUUAUAAAAGGUACAUUAGGGGAGAGAUACUGGUUGCUCUGGAUGGAUAUUGAGAGGUUAAAAGUUCUUAAGGAUCCUGGAAGACAUCAAAGACAUAUUGAGAAGAUGAAAAAAUGCUAUCUAGUGAGCAGUGGAGACUGCUACCUUUCUGCAGAAAUCUUAUCAAAAUUUAAACUGCUAGUUGGAACUCAGUGGAAUGAAGAACACUUAAAAAAUAUUCAGACUGAGGUUGUAAAACCCUUACUUCUUUAUUGGGCACCAAGAUUCUGUGUUACUCAUUCAUCCUCAACAAAACAUGCUAGUGCUGAACUGAAAUUCUGGCACCUUCGUCAAGAGAAACCAAGGAAGGAUGUUGACCCUUUUCCACAAAUGGCAACCCUCUUGCCAUUAAGACCUAAAUCUUGCAUUCCACAGAUACCUGAGAUGCAGAAAGAAGAAUCCAGUUUAUUACAACUUUCUAAAUCUCCCAAAAAACCACCUAGAGUAAAAACAGCAAUUCAAAAACCUUGGAAGAGUGAGUCUUUGAAUCCAGUUUCUUCUAAGGAUGAUGUGAUUAAGAAAGGGUCAAGACACAUGUCAGAAAGCAGCAAAGUUAUUUGUUUAACAUCUUUUACUGACAUUUCUGAAUGUCUGAAGCCCCAGCUGGGUAGAAGAUAUACUUAUACAGAAGAACCUGUGAUUAAAACCAUGGCAGAUGGUGCCUUGGGAGGAUUUCACAUGGAAAAUUUGUUGCAAUCUUUGUAUGUAGAAAAUAGAGCUGGAUUCUUUUUUACUAAAUUCUGUGAGAACUCAGGGAACAAGUUGUGGAAGAACAGUGUGUACUUUUGGUUUGACCUACAAGCUUAUCAUCAGCUUUUCUAUCAAGAAACAAUUCACCCUUUUAAAGUAUGCAAGCAAGCUCAAUAUCUUUUUGCCACAUACAUUGCUCCUUCAGCCACUCUUGACAUUGGACUCCAACAGGAAAAGAAAAAAGAAAUUUAUAUGAAAAUACAGCCGCCAUUUGAAGACCUUUUCGACACAGCAGAAGAAUAUAUUCUUCUCCUCCUUCUUGAGCCUUGGACAAAGAUGGUAAAAUCAGACCAAGUUGCUUACAGAAAGGUGGAGCUGGUGGAGGAGACUCGACAGCUAGAUUCCACUUACUUCAGAAAGCUACAGGCUUUGCAUAAAGAGAGAGUUUCCAAGAAGGCUGAGGACACUACUUGUGAAAUUGGAUCUGGUAUUUCACCACUUCCUCAUGUCUCUAAACAAACAGAAUACUGGAAUAAUGUUCCUGCAGAAUAUAGGCAUUUUAAUUUUAAUGAUCUGCUUAACAACAAACUGGAGUUUGAACAUUUCCAUCAGUUUCUUGAGGCUCAUUCUUCAAGCAUGGACCUUAUGUGCUGGACAGACAUUGAACAGUUCCGAAGAAUGACUUACAGAGAUCGAAAGCAAAGGGAGGCAAAAUAUAUGUACAUUAAAAACAAGUACCUUAAUAAAAAAUAUUUCUUUGGACCCAAUAGUCCAGCUUCUCUAUAUCAACAGGACCAGAUAAUGCAUUUAAGUGGUGGCUGGGGAAAGAUUCUCCAUGAGCAGCUUGAUGAAGCUGUUCUAAUUGAAAUUCAGAAGCAUGUCCUAAAUAGGCUAGAAAAUGUGUGGUUGCCAUUGUUUCUUGCAAGUGAACAGUUUGCAGCACGUCAAAAGAUAAAGGUACAGAUGAGAGACAUAGCUGAAGAGCUUUUACUACAGAAGCCUGAAAGGAAAAUUGGAGUCUGGAAGCCUGUGGAGAGUAAGUGGAUUUCGUCAUCUUGUGAAAUCAUUGCUUUCCGUAAAGCAUUAUUGAAUCCAAUUACUGCAAGACAGUUUCAGCGGUUUGUGGCUCUAAAAGGAGAUUUAUUGGAAAAUGGGGUGCUCUUUUGGCAAGAAGUACAAAAGUAUAAGGACUUGUGCCAUUCUCAUUGUAAGGAGUCCCUCAUCCACAAGAAGAUCAUGACUAUUAUCAACUGCUUUAUUAAUUCCAGUAUUCCACCAGCUUUACAAAUUGACAUUCCAUUACAGCAGGCCCAGAAGAUUAUUGAACACAAGAAGGAGUUGGGACCAUAUGUAUUUAGAGAGGCACAGAUGACAAUUUUUGGAGUUCUGUUUAAAUUUUGGCCUCAGUUUUGUGAGUUUAGGAAGAACUUAACUGAUGAAAAAAUUAUGAAUGUUUUGGAGAGAAAACAAGAAUGUAGUAAGCAGAAAAAAAAAUUGGUAGUCACAGAAGAUGAAGAAUUUGCAAAGGAUGGAAUCAAACAAUAUCCAAGUACUUCAGGAUGCACUAUCAAAACAACUACUUUACUCAGUGACCCAGGUUUAGGCCUGCAAGCAUACGGCCGACUGCCAACCUGGUGCUACUCAAAGUACAUAGAAGCCUUAGAACAGGAAAGGAUUCUUCUUAAAAUUCAAGAAGAACUAGAAAGAAAGGUGUUUGCAGCUGCACCAUCUUUUACAAAUUUCAAGUCUACUGCUUCUGCUAUGUCUUUGAAAAAGACCAUAUCUUCGCGCAACAUCCAGAGAAUUCUUUAAACCAAAUUUAACUAACAUGGGAGCUCAAGUGAGUUUUUGACAGUCUGCUUUAGAGCAAGCCUAUCAUCUAAAUAAAGUUUAGCUUGUUUUACUUCCACAGUUUGAAAAUGAUGUCUCUUCUGUACACACGACAUACAAGACUAUAAAAAUUUUUAAACUUAUUUAGGAUAAAGUGAAUUCUAUCUAGGUUAGAAGAAUCAAAAUGUUUUGCUUAUCACCCACGUUAAGGAACUAUGUUUUGCUCCUCAAGUAGUCUUUCAACAGAUAUUCCUUGAG
Molecule: messenger RNA, 3480 nt
Organism: Kogia breviceps (pygmy sperm whale)
Lineage: Eukaryota; Metazoa; Chordata; Mammalia; Artiodactyla; Physeteridae
Source: RefSeq, a predicted model, not a curated record